AUGCACCACUCGAGCUUCUGGCCACGCGAGGGCGUCGACUACGUCGGAAAGCGAGUGUGCAUGGUUGGCUCGGUGGGCACGGGUAGCACAGAAAUCCAGAUGUCGCAGGAGAUGUCUAAGCAGGCGGCGGAGCUGACCAUCUUCGAGCGAGCGCUCAACAUGGCGCUGCUGCUGCCCAACCAGAAGCUCGCAGCAGAUAAACAGGCUGCGCGUAAGGAAGACUACCCAGGCAUUUAUCGGGCCAGGCUCGAGAGCACAGGCGGAUACGACUUCAGGGCCGGUGCCAUCGGCACCAUUGACCACACGCCGGGACAGCGCGAGGCAAACUAUAGCCCUUUCUUGAAAUAG
Molecule: messenger RNA, 348 nt
Organism: Colletotrichum graminicola M1.001
Lineage: Eukaryota; Fungi; Ascomycota; Sordariomycetes; Glomerellales; Glomerellaceae
Exons: 1
Coding region: 1-348 (115 amino acids)
Source: RefSeq, a predicted model, not a curated record